ACUAUAGCAACAGCACUCCGUUUGCUGUUCAGAAGCUAGAAGUUCACCUGCUUACCUGAAACUGGUAGUUAAUUAAAGUAAAAACAAAAUUCUGCCUGAAUAAUCCAGCAGUGAUGGAUUCGGUUCUUCUGUAUGCUGAAGCGGAGUGUUUUAUCCAGAGUCUGGAGCGGAUCUCACUGCGGGAAAUCGGGAGUCCUGCGUGGUUUCGGCAACAUGAAUACAUUGAGAAACUCAACAUGCAGGCUAUUCUUAAUGCCAGUGCAAAUCAAGAGGAGUUCAUCAAAGAUCUGUUUGUGUCUUUGGGGAAGAUUCCCAUCCUGGUUCACGGAAUGAUACUUGUUGAGAUCUGGAAACACAAAGUAUUCCCUAUUCUGUGCCAGCUUCAGGACUUCAGUCCCAAGAGCACCUUUCCACUUUAUAUGGUGAUUCACCAUGAGGCUACAAUCAUAAACCUGCUGGAGACAAUCAUGUACCAUAAGGAGUCCUGUGAGGCAGCUGACAAUGCUGUUUUGGACCUGGUGGAUUACUGCCAUCGUAAACUCACUCUGCUAGCAGGACAGUCUGCCCGCGGAGAAAUCCCCACUCACAAUAAAGUCUCACACACAGAACUUACAGAUAUGAACUCCAUACAGGAUCUGCGCAACAUGAAUAGCAUGUUGGAGUUUGAAAUUGCUCUGAAAGCUCUGUCUGUGCUUCGCUACAUUUCCGAUCAUGUAGAAAGUUUGAGUCUGAGUGUGCUCUCAAGGAUGCUGAACACUCAUAACUUGCCUUGUCUUCUGGUUCAACUUGUGGAACACUGUCCAUGGAGCUGCAGAUCGGGAGGUAAACUGGAGAAGUAUGAGGAGGGUAAGUGGAGAAAUAUUCCUGCUGAGGACCAACUAAAGAUGACCAAACUGGACGGCCAGGUCUGGAUUUCCCUGCUCAACCUGCUGCUUAAACCAGACUGCCAAAGAAAAUAUGACUUCAAUAACUUCAAUAAAAGCCAGCUCCUAAAGCUGUGUGGAUUUUUGACGGAGGUUGUUAUCGAUCAGCUGCCCAAUCUUUCUGAUCUUCAACGUUUCCUCAGUCAUCUAGCUGUUACAGACCCGGCACCACCAAAAAAAGAACUCAUCCUCGAGCAGCUUCCAGAAAUUUGGAAUGAAAUUGUUGCUGAGAAUUCUGGCAAGUGGAAGGCUAUAGCAAAGCAUCAGGUGCAGAAAGUGUUCAACCCAUCCGAGAGUGAGCUGAGACAACAGGCAAACAGGUUGGCUGAGAUGUAUAAUCUUGAUCUGAUGGAGAGUCUUAUACCGGAUAAGCCAAAGUGCGGAACUUGUGGUGCGGAGGGGAUCAAACGCUGCUCCCGCUGCCAGGGGGAGUGGUACUGUAACAGAGAGUGUCAGGUGAAGCACUGGCCCAAGCACAAACUUGCCUGCCAGCUGAUGGCAGAGGCCACAGAGAAACUACAGAAGGAGCUGAACAUCAAGACCUGAGCAGACCGAAAAUGGAAAGAGGCAGAGACUUCAGAUGCAGAAUCACAGAGAAGAGCAGACAGACAAAUGACUAAACUCCAUUAUCACACUGACCUUUGUAGAAUGUGUUGCUAUGGUUAUGGUGGUCAUAAUGGGAACUGAGGAAGAGAAGGAGUUUUCCUCUGCUCAAGUGAGCAGAGCAUGUGCAUGUUUUUCCCUGAAAAUGUAAAAAAAAAAAACUUUUAUAGUUCUCAUAAGUGUUAGAACAUUCUGCACACUGCUUCCCCAUGACCAAAGGUAUAUGUAUGAACAAUGCAGAUGCUUUAUCCUUCACUCUCAUUUCCCUGUACUUCCCUUUUGUUUGUUGGGUGGUACAACUUCUGGUACACAAUAUAGGCUACUGUUUGUUUCUCAACAUUGAAACCCUGACUUUUGGCUAAUACAUGCAUAAGAUAUAUGAUAGCUAUAUGUUGGUGCCAUAUGUUAAUAAACACUUUAAUAAAUCUCCAGUGAAUUGAACAAC
Molecule: messenger RNA, 1971 nt
Organism: Astyanax mexicanus (Mexican tetra)
Lineage: Eukaryota; Metazoa; Chordata; Actinopteri; Characiformes; Acestrorhamphidae
Gene: zmynd10
Product: zinc finger, MYND-type containing 10
Exons: 12
Coding region: 114-1469 (451 amino acids)
Biological process (GO): inner dynein arm assembly; outer dynein arm assembly; motile cilium assembly
Cellular component (GO): centriolar satellite; cytoplasm
Source: RefSeq, a predicted model, not a curated record